Odobenus rosmarus divergens (Pacific walrus) is the source of this 3155-nucleotide messenger RNA. RefSeq names its product frizzled family receptor 8 (gene FZD8). The transcript is spliced from 2 exons. The coding region runs from base 25 to 2094 and encodes 689 amino acids. The record is from RefSeq and is a predicted model, not a curated record. Gene Ontology annotation, biological process: non-canonical Wnt signaling pathway; canonical Wnt signaling pathway. Gene Ontology annotation, molecular function: Wnt-protein binding; Wnt receptor activity. Gene Ontology annotation, cellular component: plasma membrane. NCBI's taxonomy places the organism in Eukaryota, Metazoa, Chordata, Mammalia, Carnivora, Odobenidae.
GGGCGCGGGGCAGAGGCGCGCAGCAUGGAGUGGGGUUACCUGUUGGAAGUGACCUCGUUGCUGGCCGCCUUGGCGCUGUUGCAGCGCUCGAGCGGCGCGGCGGCUGCCUCGGCCAAGGAGCUGGCGUGCCAAGAGAUUACCGUGCCGCUUUGCAAGGGCAUCGGCUACAACUACACGUACAUGCCCAACCAGUUCAACCACGACACGCAGGACGAGGCGGGCCUGGAGGUGCACCAAUUCUGGCCGCUGGUAGAGAUCCAGUGCUCGCCGGACCUCAAGUUCUUCCUGUGCAGCAUGUACACGCCCAUCUGCCUGGAGGACUACAAGAAGCCCCUGCCUCCUUGCCGCUCGGUGUGCGAGCGCGCCAAGGCCGGCUGCGCACCCCUCAUGCGCCAGUACGGCUUCGCCUGGCCGGACCGCAUGCGCUGCGACCGGCUGCCGGAGCAGGGCAACCCCGACACGCUGUGCAUGGACUACAACCGCACGGACCUCACCACAGCCGCACCCAGUCCGCCGCGCCGCCUGCCGCCGCCGCCUCCGGGUGAGCAGCCGCCCUCUGGCAGCGGUCACGGCCGCCCGCCGGGGGCCAGGCCCCCGUCCCGCGGCAGGGGCGGUGGCGGCGGGGACGCAGCGGCGCCCCCCACGCGCGGCGGCGGCGGCGGGAAGGCGCGGCCCCCUGGCGGCGGCUCAGCGCCCUGCGAGCCGGGCUGCCAGUGCCGCGCGCCCAUGGUGAGCGUGUCCAGCGAGCGGCACCCGCUCUACAACCGCGUCAAGACCGGCCAGAUCGCCAACUGCGCGCUGCCCUGCCACAACCCCUUCUUCAGCCAGGACGAACGCGCCUUCACCGUCUUCUGGAUCGGCCUGUGGUCUGUGCUGUGCUUCGUAUCUACCUUCGCCACCGUCUCCACCUUCCUCAUCGACAUGGAGCGCUUCAAGUAUCCCGAGCGGCCCAUUAUCUUUCUUUCGGCCUGCUACCUCUUCGUGUCUGUCGGCUACCUGGUACGCCUGGUGGCGGGCCACGAGAAGGUGGCGUGCAGCGGCGGCGCGCCGGGCGCCGGCAGCACGGCAGGCGCGAGCGGCGCGGCGGCGGCGGCGGGCCCCUGGCGGGCGGGAGCAGGCGGCCCGGGCGGGCGCGGCGAGUAUGAGGAGCUGGGCGCUGUGGAGCAGCACGUGCGCUACGAGACCACCGGCCCCGCGCUGUGCACGGUGGUCUUCCUGCUCGUCUACUUCUUCGGCAUGGCCAGCUCCAUCUGGUGGGUGAUCCUGUCGCUCACGUGGUUCCUGGCGGCGGGCAUGAAAUGGGGCAACGAGGCCAUCGCCGGCUACUCGCAGUACUUCCACCUGGCCGCGUGGCUCGUGCCCAGCGUCAAGUCGAUCGCCGUGCUGGCGCUUAGCUCCGUGGACGGCGACCCGGUGGCUGGCAUCUGCUACGUGGGCAACCAGAGCCUCGACAACCUGCGCGGCUUCGUGCUGGCGCCGCUCGUCAUCUACCUCUUCAUUGGCACCAUGUUCUUGCUAGCCGGCUUCGUGUCGCUCUUCCGCAUCCGCUCAGUUAUCAAGCAGCAGGGCGGCCCCACCAAGACGCACAAACUGGAGAAGCUCAUGAUCCGCCUGGGUCUCUUCACCGUUCUCUACACCGUGCCCGCUGCCGUCGUGGUCGCCUGCCUCUUCUAUGAGCAGCACAACCGCCCGCGCUGGGAGGCCACGCACAACUGCCCGUGCCUACGGGACCUGCAGCCAGACCAGGCGCGCCGGCCCGACUACGCCGUCUUCAUGCUCAAGUACUUCAUGUGCCUCGUGGUGGGCAUCACCUCGGGCGUGUGGGUCUGGUCCGGCAAGACGCUCGAGUCGUGGCGUGCGCUGUGCACCCGCUGCUGCUGGGCCAGCAAGGGCGCCACGGGGGGCGCGGGCGCCGCGGCCGCGGGGGGCGCCGGGGGACCCGGGGGGGGCGGGGGCGUGGGGUCCGGUGGGGGCGGGGGCCCGGGCGGUGGGGCGGGAUCCCUCUACAGCGACGUCAGCACCGGCCUGACGUGGCGAUCUGGCACGGCCAGCUCCGUGUCUUAUCCAAAGCAGAUGCCAUUGUCCCAGGUCUGAGUGGAGGGGAGGGGGCACCCGGAAGGAAUGGGGAGGGGGGCGAGGAAGCAAGUGCAGCGAAGGGACACUCGACGGGCUGAGGUUCCCACCCCUUCACCGUGUUGAUUGCUAUUAGCAUGAUAAUGAACUCUUAAUGGUAUCCAUUAGCUGGGACUUAAAUGACUCGCUUAGAACAAAGUACCUGGCAUUGAAGGCUCCCAGACCCAGCCCCCUUUCCUCCAUUGAUAUGCGAGGAGCUCCUCCCGCCAGGCGUUAAUCUCUGUUGGCAGAGGAGGGUGGACUCUGCUGCGUUUCAGAACGCCAGGUUUGGAGCCCUCGCUGGUUGCCGUUUGCUGAGCUUGAAGCCAGAUCUACAGAUUUCACCUGAGGGACCUAUUUUUCUCCCUCGACUCUCCUACGUAAACUCUUAAUCCUAACAUACCCUAGAGGAGGGAUGACCGCGACCUAAUGGAAUUGCACGGUUUGGGUAUUCUUAAUGACCAGGCAAAUGCCUUAAAUAAACAAACAAAUAAUGUCUUAAUUAUACACCCCAAGUAAAUACGGGUUUCUUACAUUAGAGGAUGUAUUUAUAUAAUUAUUUGUUAAAUUGUAAAAAUGUGUAAAAUAUGUACAUAUCCAAAGAUAUACAGUCUGUACAUUUUUUGUAAAAAGUUUAGAGGCCACCCCUGUAAGAACAAAUAUAAGUAUUCUAUUUUGUCAAUAAAAUGACUUUUGAUAAAUGAUUUAAGCAUCGCCCUUUCCCCCUGCCUCUUCUAAGCUGUUACCUUUAAAGUGCUUGCUAAGGACGUGUUGAAAAAUGGACAUUUUCUGGUUUCUCAUUCUGUACACUGACCUUAGGCUGGAGAAAAUGACCUGUUAAACUCUAGUUCUUAAGCUGUUAGCAAAGUAAAUAUCCUUGUUGAACUGAAAUCAAAAUUGAGUUUUUGCACCUUCCCAAAAGAUGGUGUUUUUCAUGGUAGCCCUUUUCUCAUCCAUGGAUAACAACACUUACCUUAGUGUGUGUAAAUGGAACUUUUGCAAGGCAACAAUUGCACUCAGGCCUUGUUAUUUAUCUUGUACAA